Rotaria sp. Silwood1 is the source of this 312-nucleotide messenger RNA. The record is from the annotation of a GenBank genome assembly. Lineage: Eukaryota; Metazoa; Rotifera; Eurotatoria; Philodinida; Philodinidae.
AUGAUAGCAGGAUAUGAAACAACAUCAACUAGUUUGGCCUGUGCAACGUAUGAACUUGCCCGACAUCCGGAAGUUCUUCAGAAACUUCAGGCUGAAAUCGACCAACUUCCAUUGGCCACUAAUGAUACGGCUGAUGAAGAAAUCAAAAAAUAUCCCGAUUAUGAUAUAGUGGCGCAGAUGCCGUAUAUGGACAUGUUUGUGUCGGAAGUUUUGAGAAUGUAUCCUAUUGCAAAUCAAGCUAUUCAAAGGCGUGCCUUCGAAGAUACAGUCGUACAAGGAAUUAAAAUCGAAAAAGGUAAAAUUGUAUUUUAA